UGUGCAAAUGUCAAGAAAACAAACAACGCAGGGAUUUUUUGCACAUAUUUCGUGGCAUUUUUACCAAAAUGGGCCUCAAGCGACCACUACCAGGCAAUCCCAUCGUCUUCCUGGACAUUCGAAUCAACGAGGAGAGAGUGGGGCGAAUGGUGAUUGAGCUCCGGAAGGAUUCUGUUCCCAAGACGGCCGAGAACUUCCGCUUGUUGUGCACGGGAGAGGUGAGAACUGCUUCUGGCAAGGUUCUGUCUUAUCGCGGAACCAAGUUCCACAAAGUCCAGCGGAUAUUCAUGGCUCAGGGAGGAGAUGUGGGCGAGAGCAUCUAUGGCCCCACAUUUGAGGAUGAGAACUUCAGCCUGCCUCAUGACGAGGGCGCUGUCUCCAUGGCAAACUAUGGGGCGCCGAACACAAACAGCUCUCAGUUCUUCAUCACUGCCAUCAACUGUUCUCAUCUGGACGGGACUAAUGUGGUGGUGGGCUACGUGUUGCGUGGCUUGGGCAUCCUGGGUGACAUGGAGAAGGUCACGACGGACGAGGGCACUCCUACGGCCAGCAUUGUAAUCGAGAAUUGCGGGGAGUUGAGCGAGGGCGCCGAUUGGGGCUUCUGCGAUAACGAUGGCCUGCUGGAUCAGUUGCCGCCUUUCCCGCUGGACUGGGAUGACUCAGUGUUGGAGUUCAAUGUCGAGCAAAUGGUGGAGAUUCUCACGACAAUAAGGAAUGCGGGCAAUUACCACUUCAGGAAUGGUGACAAUGUCAAAGCGAUAAGGCGCUACAACAAGGCCAUCCGAUACUACCAGUUCUUCAGCAAUGCGCCACUGUGUGCCGCCGAUCGGUGUCGCCUCGAGAAGGCCAAUGCCAUGAGCUGUGUCAACAUAGCUGCCGUGCAUCUCAAGUCCCACAACUUCCAUGACGCGAUACAGAUCUGCAAUGAGGCCCUGAAGCUGCAUCCCAGCAAUUCUAAGGCGCUCUUUCGUCGCGGGCAGGCGGAAAUCGAGCUGAAAAACUACGAAAAUGCAAUCAAAGAUCUCAAGCGAGCCUAUAACCUCGUGCCUGACUGCAAGAAGAUCCUCGACGAGUUUAAUAGGGCGAAGCACUUCCUGCUGGAGUAUCGCGACAAGGAGAAGAAGAACUUUCAGAAUAUGUUUCAGUCAUAAGUGCUGCGGUAAGUGUUGCAUAAUUGACGUGGAGAGGCACUGAUAGGAU
Molecule: messenger RNA, 1200 nt
Organism: Phlebotomus argentipes
Lineage: Eukaryota; Metazoa; Arthropoda; Insecta; Diptera; Psychodidae
Gene: Cyp40
Product: peptidyl-prolyl cis-trans isomerase D
Exons: 3
Coding region: 69-1151 (360 amino acids)
Biological process (GO): protein peptidyl-prolyl isomerization
Cellular component (GO): intracellular membrane-bounded organelle
Molecular function (GO): peptidyl-prolyl cis-trans isomerase activity; protein binding
Source: RefSeq, a predicted model, not a curated record